GUGUAUUUGACUGUCGACUGAAGAAGUAUGGACAUCUCAACUAUCAUGUUCUACGUUAAAAUGUGGGCAAUCGGCAUUUUAUUUUAUUUAAAUGCAGUGCUCUGUAAUACUGUCAAUAACUUUGUUUAUGACAGUAAUCCUUCUGUAGCUCUUUUACAGAAGUAUAUCCAAAUAAAUACAACAACUUACAACAAUUUGGAUAAGGCUGUUACAUUUUGGACUAAUUUGGCAGCAGCUCAAGGAGUGGAAAUAAAAAAAUACGUUUACAAACCUAAUAUGCCGGUAUUGGUGCUAAAGUGGCCUGGCACCAAUCAGAGCUUGCCCGGCAUCAUGCUUAACUCGCAUAUGGACGUAGUGCCAGCGUCGGAACAGGAUGGAUGGUUGUAUCCUCCUUUUGCUGGUCAUAUAACGCAAGAACAAGAUCGCAAAAUCUAUGGUCGUGGUACUCAGGACAUGAAGUCGGUCUCGAUUCAGUAUUACGAGGCUUUAAAGAGGCUCAAAGAGAAAAAGAUUUCUCUUUUAAGGACAGUAUAUAUGACUCUUAUGCCUGAUGAAGAAGUAGGCGCUGAAGCUGGUAUGCUCUCGUUCUUGCCGUCUCAAGAAUUCAAAGCCAUGAAUGUUGGUUUCGAGCUUGAUGAGGGUGGUGCUCUGAAUGUACCUAUGAUACCUGUGUUUGUCCAAGAUAAAGUGGUCUGGCAAAUACAAGUAGAUUGCCACGGCGUUGCUGGACAUGGCUCUUCGUUCCAACCCACUAAUGCUACAGCGACUGGAAAGUGUCAUAAUGUAGUGACCAACAUGUUCGCGUUUCGGGACGAACAGUAUCCUUUAUUCGCUAGUGCACCCAGCAAUGACUCCAGCGGUUAUACAUCAGUGAAUCUUAAUAGAGUAUCUGGCGGAACAGCCAACAAUGUGGUACCGAAUGUGGUUAGCCUCACGUUCGACAUCCGACCGAGUACGAAACUUAAUGAAGACAAACUUCAGCAAAUGUUGGAGGAAAUGGUAUACUCAGCGGGCGACAAUAUAACAAUCACGUAUAUCUCAAAGAACCCCCAGAGUCCAGCGACAAUGGCCAACUCAACCAACCCCUUCUGGAACGCCAUUCAGAGUGCUGCUACUGAUCUAAAUAUAACUUUAGUAACGGCAGUGCCGCCGGGAUCCACGGAUGCUCGUCACGUGCGUUUAGCUGGCGUUCCAGCAUUUGGAAUGGCACCACAACGGAACACACCAACCCUGCUACAUGCCGUCAAUGAGUACCUCGGCGUCAAUACAUUCUUAAGCGGAAUCGAUUUUUACGAGAAAGUGAUUAAAAAUAUGGCUAGUGUACCUGCCAAUCUAGCUCGAAAUCCCAGUUCAUACUUGUAUAAUACCACAAUAGGAUAAAAAAUAUUUAUGUAUGUAAAAUAUUUAUUUAUAUAAUAAAACUGUUUUGUUUUCUU
This is a messenger RNA of Diatraea saccharalis (sugarcane borer), 1436 nucleotides long. The record is from the annotation of a GenBank genome assembly. NCBI's taxonomy places the organism in Eukaryota, Metazoa, Arthropoda, Insecta, Lepidoptera, Crambidae.